Messenger RNA from Chondrus crispus (carragheen), 1368 nucleotides. Its product is annotated as Serine/threonine protein kinase. The transcript has a single exon. NCBI's taxonomy places the organism in Eukaryota, Rhodophyta, Florideophyceae, Gigartinales, Gigartinaceae. Gene Ontology annotation, biological process: protein phosphorylation. The record is from RefSeq and is a predicted model, not a curated record. Bases 1 to 1368 code for a protein of 455 amino acids. Gene Ontology annotation, molecular function: protein serine/threonine kinase activity; ATP binding. Gene Ontology annotation, cellular component: cytoplasm.
AUGCUACAGACACGCUCGGAACGCAAUUACUUCAGCAUACCACCAAAAGAUGUUCUACGACAGAUAUCGCACAUGAACGGAUGGCUAUACUCACGAGUGGGAAGAUUUAACUUUCGUACAGAACGCUUUUACUAUCGCUUACAAUGGGGUUUCUUAACCCAACAUCUCACUGAAACUUCUCCUGUGUUAAAAAGGUUUUGCCUUUACGAAUCUACCAUUUCUAAUGCGAAGCCAGGCCUCAAAGUGCAUAUUCGAUUGAGUUCAAAUGCACUGGCGUAUGUUUCGACUAAAGAACGCCAAAAUCAUCCGAGAACCCUCGUCCUUCUAGGAGAUGAUGCCCAGACAUUUCAGCGAUGGCUUACCUGCCUUCAUUUGGCAAGGAUCCGAAAAAUUCAAGACUCAUAUUCUGUACAGCAGCAGCUGGGCAAAGGAGCGGACUCAAUCGUCUCCCUUGGAAAAAGCAAACUCAAUCCACGAGACCAAGUGGCCAUAAAAACAAUAGCACUAGUACCGCAUGAAGGCAUGUCGUCUUGCAGUUACAAGCUAGAAAAGAUUCUAUAUGAAAUACUACUUCAACACAAAGCGGCGCAGCUGACUCGCCAUGUCGCUCAAGUGUUCGACGUCUUCUACGAUGAAAACUAUUGCCAUAUCGUAAUGCAGCAUUGCAACGGAGGAUCGCUCAGCAACAUGCUCGAGAGCCAACAAGGGGCUCUAGCAGAGCCCUUUGUUCGAUAUAUCGUGACCCAAAUUGGACGAUGCAUACUUGCGCUACAUCAGGCUAAUAUCGUCCACAGGGACGUUAAGUGUGACAACGUACUUGUUCAGAUAACACACUCAGCACGUCCCAGAAUCUUGUUGGCUGACUUUGGCUUCGCCACGACAUUGCAUUCACAUUCCAACCGUGGCAUAUUUGACUUCUGCUCUGAAAGGCUUGGAACGCAGGCGUACGUAGCACCCGAAAUUCUGCGCGGGGAACGGUACGGAGCCCCAGCAGAUAUAUUUUCUCUAGGCGUGGUGUGCUACGUCUGCCUAGUUGGAGUUUUUCCAUCUAUGGGACGUCCAAAGCUCCCCGGAAGAGUGAAUGAGACGCGGGCGAGUCUCCAAAGCGACUUGGACAGACUUGCUAAGCAUCCUGGGGUUCCGCCAGAUGCUGUGGGAUUUUGUGCAGCGCUUCUCAACGAAGAUCCUACGAAGAGACCCAUUGCAGCCGCUCUACUGCAGCACAAGUGGAUUCGAGAAGGGUACAAUGUUACUGCUGUGGCGCGAAAGCGUCCAAGCCGAAAUGUGCACAGCAAAGUAGUGUGGAGGCGUAUGUUUCAUGUGCUUGUGGCGUUAAGGGCACUUUCCACGCUCUCAUUGGUGAAAUGA